AUGUCCGUUUGGAUUCCAAUUAUUGCAGUAACGGCGUUCUGGCUGCUGGUUGGAGCUGGAGGACCAUUCUUGGUGCCUAGUGGACCUAAUAAAGGUGAGUAAUAUUUUUCAUAGCUUUUGCUUUUCGAUUUUUAGGUAAAUCAUGUUAUUCAUGAGAGGUGGAUGGAGAAAAAGGCGAUUUUGUCGGGAUUAGCGGCUUUUUUCUGGCUUGUUAUUUAAACUCAAGCAUUGUGUUACUUUUUAGAGGGUAAAAUACGUACAAUCGUCAGUAUGCGACGCCAAUUCAUUAGUUUCUCCAAGGUUAACAUAUCAGAUACCUAAAUCAAUAUAAUUAUCGUUCUAAACAGCCGCCUCGCUAAGCCAAUCCUUUCCAGGUAUCAUCCAGACCAUGAUCGUCCUAACAGCGGUAUGUUGUCACCUGUUUUGGAUCAUCGUCUACAUGCACCAACUGAAUCCCCUGAUCGGCCCUCAGAUCCCCGUCAAGACCAUCUGGUGGAUCUCGCAGCAAUGGGGAGAUGCGCCGAAAUUGAUCGACUAG
Messenger RNA from Bursaphelenchus xylophilus (pine wood nematode), 538 nucleotides. Lineage: Eukaryota; Metazoa; Nematoda; Chromadorea; Rhabditida; Aphelenchoididae. The record is from the annotation of a GenBank genome assembly.